Pteropus alecto (black flying fox) is the source of this 6961-nucleotide messenger RNA. RefSeq names its product zinc finger protein 689 (gene ZNF689). Lineage: Eukaryota; Metazoa; Chordata; Mammalia; Chiroptera; Pteropodidae. The record is from RefSeq and is a predicted model, not a curated record. The transcript is spliced from 3 exons. Gene Ontology annotation, molecular function: DNA-binding transcription repressor activity, RNA polymerase II-specific. Gene Ontology annotation, biological process: negative regulation of transcription by RNA polymerase II. Bases 2835 to 4337 code for a protein of 500 amino acids.
UAAUCAUCCUCGUAAGAACUCUGAAAGGUGAAUUUCAACUGAGAUCAUCUAUAUCAUUGUGUCCACAAGGUGGCACCUAGUGCUUGGUUGGUCCUCAACACCAUUUCCCUUUACCCAGAACAGGGUGCCUGUGGUCUUUCUGUAGUUUCUGAGUGUGUAGACUCCCUUGAUCUUCUCCACCCUUUUUUGCAGUGGGUAGUCCUCCUUCAGGAAGAGUCCUGCUUGUCUCUGUGCCCAGUGUGAAUCCAGGAAUUUAUACAGAAAGAAACAAAAGGGCUCUGCUCUCUUCAAGUCCUGGAUGCUUUUUUCUCCAAAGUGCUUCCCUGUAGGGUAGUAAAGUAGAUACAACUUCCUGUUGGAGAUUCAAGGUACAUGUCUUCCUGUUUGGAGUAAUUGACUAUGAGUGUUGUAGGGCAUGAGAGCUCCCUAUACAUGCCUUCCCCAACUCCAAUUUUAGUUGAGGUUUCCUUUAUUAAUUUUCACAUUGGCCAAAUGGGGCCUUUAGAGACUUUAGUCCAGCCUGCCUUUCUACUUCCUGGAUGUGGGAAGAGGGCCCAGCACCUUUUCAUCUUAGUAUUUAAUCAUCUUAUCCAUUCAAUGUCAGCAUCUUUUCCUCGUUCAGUUGACAGCACAUCGUCACCUUUUAGGCAAGAUGUCUAUAGAGGAAGUCUGAUUCUUUCCAGCCUCCUUUGUUUAAUCACUUUCUUCCUUCCAAAAUGAAAUGGUUUGCUAUCCAUUUGUUUUUUAUUCCUUUAGGAGCGUAUGUUUACAUUCUUGUUUUUCCAAAUUGAACUAUGUAGGCAGAAUGAGUAGGCACAAAGCUAUCAGUUCAUCCUGCAAACUACCAGAGUAAUCUUCCUAAAACAUGGUUGGAAGGUCAUUCACUUCUCUAGCCUUAUUUACACCUCCCCAAAGUACAGGAUGAAGUCCUCCAAUAUCUGGUACCAAUGUACCCUUUCAGUCCUUCAGUUUUACCGUAUGUGUAUCUUGUGCUAUAUCUUUCUCUUCAUACUCAGAACUUUCCUGAAUUCUGGGCUUUGUGCCAGAGACGUUUAUGGCCACGAAAUUCAGCUGUUUAUUAAACAAAUGUAUAAUGAGCACCACUGCUCUCCCUAAAUUCUACCUCUUCAGAGACCAAACUCAUUUCCCACAUGCCGCAUCAAUCUGGAAAGUCAUUAGGAGGAGGUACUUUGUUUUACUCAUUUUGGCAAUCUUGAGAUUCCACCUGCUACCCCAGUAGUUUGUUCAAUAAAGUCAGUAUCCUUAAGACAGAGUAGAACUCAAUGAAGGUUUACUGCAGUUGUUUAUUUUCCUCAGAUAAAAUCAUCUUCCUCAAAAUGUCUUACUGCCUAUGUUAUCUUGUGAUUUCCUGUCCCAUUAUUUGUCUUUAUUCCCUGUAAAUUUUGGGGUAGUACUUUGCCCAUAGUAGGUGCUUUAAAAUACUGAUUAAUGGGUUGGAGAGAUAGAUGUGUAUGUCAUAAACUGAGGUAAGAGAUGUAGCAAAUGGCAUAUCCUCCUGCCCCAAGUUCCCCUGGGCUAUGACAUGGAGCUGGUGACUCCACGCCACAACACUUACACAGAAGUGGGGAUGGACCAAUGGGGUGGGUGCUGGCUGGUUCCAUCAGCAAUUAUCCUUUUCAAUAUGCCUUUCCCAGACAUGCUUAUAUCAUUGUUAUUAUUAGUUGUGAAUUUAUAUGCUCACUAGACUAUAAACUCCAUUCAGAGCAUGAACCAUGACCUAUUUCUGUGACACGGCCUCUCCUAACUAACUAGCACUAUGCUUUGUACAUUGAACAAAUGUCAUGUAAAAACAAAGUGUAGAGAGAUAUGUAGGUGACCGAAUCUGAGAAGAUACCAGCUCAGGUGGAUUCUUGAGUUAGCAAACAAAUUAGGAUGGUGGGAGGGAAGAGUGCUAAGUUCAGUUGCGUGAAUAAAGGCCCUGUCAGCCCCGCGUUUAAAUCUGUCCCUCUCCUUACUAGCAGUAUCCCUUUGAGUUCUUUCUUCAUCAGUGGAACUGGGAUAACCAGCAGCUCACACAACAGGGGCAAAGAAUAAAUGAUAAAAUGUGGAAUAUGUUGGGUACGGUGCCUGCUCACAGAAAACACCAAUGUUAGUUCACUUCUCAAAAGAGCAACAAAGAAAUUUCUUAUUAUCCAAAGCAAAGGCUCUUCUUAAGAAAGGCAUGAAAAGGAACCCAGAGGCAUCUCAGCCCUCGUUAGCCGGAGUGGCUGCCUCGUUCAAAUCUUUCUCUCCCUCAGCUAGGCAGCACUUGCUGGAGAACAUGGGCCAGUUGCUGAUCCCAAGCCACGUCGCUGCUUCCCACCUCAGAACUCAGUCACCCAACACCAGGGAGCCAGCUUCCUGCCCUUACGCUUCCGUCGGCUUCGUUCAAACAAGCAUUCCCCAGCAUCCAAUCAGAACGAUCGAUCUUCGGCCACCGCCCAAUGAGCGCAUGUAAUAGGGGGAAAAAGGGCGUGAAGCCCAAUCGCAGAGCCAUCGUACUUGAGGGCAAAGAGGGUAGGAAGCCGGCAUGGCGCUCCGGUCAAUAAAAUCGAUAGCUGGAAGCUGCCUGUGUUCCAGGCCAAGGCGGUACAGUCGCAGCGCCGCCAUUUUCCCCGAAGGCAUCUUCCGGUACCUUUCCCCCAGGUUCGGGCAGGAGUUUCCUGAAUAACAGCGAGAGGUUUUCCGUUGGUCCCAGAGGCGACCGAUUCCGAUUCCCUCCGGAUCUCCCCUAGGCAACCUCGGUCCCGGUCCAGCGGGGGCUCCCAAACCCUGGGGUCCGCCAGGGUCCGAGCUGGGACAGGGAAGGCUGUGGCGCCGGCUUCUCGGGUCCAAUGGCGCCGCCUUCGGCUCCGCUCUCCGCACGGGGACCAGGAGAGGCCGGACCGGGUCGGAGAGGGGGAAGGAAGCCGAGGGCGGUGAAGUUCGCAGACGUGGCCGUGUACUUCUCCCCGGAGGAGUGGGGCUGUCUGCGGCCCGCGCAGAGGGCUCUGUACCGGGACGUGAUGCGGGAGACCUACGGCCACCUGGGCGCGCUCGGGUGCGUAGGUCCCAAACCAGCCCUCAUUUCCUGGUUGGAACGAAAUACCGAUGAUUGGGAACUGGCUGCCCUGGAUCCGCAGGAGUGCCCAAAGCGGGUAACAGUCCAAAGAAAAACCAGAACCAGAAAGAAGAAUGGAGAGAAGGAAGUAUUCCCACCUAAGGAGGCACCCCGAAAGGGGAAGAGAGGGCGGAGGCCCAGCAAACCCCGACUAAUCCCCAGACAGACAUCUGGGGGUCCCAUCUGCCCUGACUGUGGUUGUACCUUUCCUGACCACCUGGCCCUGGAAAGCCACAAGUGUGCCCAGAAUCUGAAAAAGCCUUACCCUUGCCCAGACUGUGGGCGCCGCUUUUCCUACCCAUCCCUGCUGGUCAGUCACCGGCGGGCACACUCUGGUGAAUGUCCCUAUGUUUGUGACCAGUGUGGCAAACGUUUCUCCCAGCGUAAGAACCUCUCCCAGCACCAGGUUAUCCACACAGGUGAGAAGCCCUACCAUUGCCCUGACUGUGGCCGCUGCUUCCGUAGAAGCCGGUCCUUGGCCAAUCACCGGACUACGCAUACAGGCGAAAAGCCCCACCAGUGCUCUACCUGUGGGCGUCGCUUUGCGUACCCCUCCCUGCUAGCCAUCCACCAGCGCACACACACAGGAGAAAAGCCCUACACCUGCCUGGAAUGCAGCCGCCGGUUCCGCCAGCGCACCGCUCUAGUCAUUCACCAGCGCAUCCAUACCGGUGAGAAGCCCUACCCGUGUCCGGACUGUGAGCGGCGUUUCUCCUCAUCCUCUCGCCUGGUAAGCCACCGGCGAGUACACUCUGGGGAGCGUCCGUAUGCCUGCGAGCACUGCGAGGCCCGCUUCUCCCAGCGCAGCACACUGCUUCAGCACCAGCUCUUGCACACGGGAGAGAAGCCCUACCCCUGCCCAGACUGUGGACGUGCCUUCCGGCGGAGCGGCUCCCUCGCCAUACAUCGCAGCACACACACUGAGGAGAAGCUGCACGCCUGUGAGGACUGUGGCCGCCGCUUUGCCUACCCCUCGCUCCUGGCCAGUCAUCGGCGUGUUCACUCAGGCGAGCGGCCCUAUGCCUGCAACCUGUGCUCCAAGCGCUUUGCCCAGUGGAGCCACCUGGCCCAGCACCAGCUCUUGCACACUGGGGAGAAGCCUUUCCCCUGCCUUGAGUGUGGCCGUUGUUUCCGCCAGAGGUGGUCCCUGGCGGUCCACAAGUGUAGCCCCACAGUCCAAAACUGUAGCCCUAGAUCUGCUAUGGAGGGGCUCAGUCAGAAAGGCAAUGCCCGUUAGAAUGGGAAGGAUUGUAAGUUCAUUUCAUUUCUUAGAGGGCCUGGAGAAGGGAAGGAGAAGCCCUAGGUUAUAAGGGCAGAUUCAGAACUAAAACCCAGGUCUGUGACACAGACCUGAAUUGAGUAUAUUCUAUCACACUGGCUGCCUUACUAUGUGUAUCUAGAACAGACAGUCGUAUUAGGAGAGGUGACAUCACUUGGUUCUAAAAGAAUUUCUGUGUGUGGUCAUCAGGGCUAAAAGUUUUCCCCAUCUGUUUUAGAGACUGUCUGCCUUUCUACUCUGCACACAGGGAUUACCUGUCCCCUUGCAUGUAGUCAGGAGAAUCUGAUUUAUAGGGGGCAGGAUCUUUCCCUUCUCUGCCUCUUCCUCCAUACUAGGUUUAAAUAAACCUGGUUUAGACCCCUUUUUACAACACUCCUGCCAAGUGGUUUUCUACCCUUUAAAAUCUCCCUUAAUGGGGAGCCCACUACCUCACAAGGCAGGUCAUUUCAUUGUGGGAUAGCUUUGAUCUUUAGGAGGUGGUUAUGUGCCACAUUCUUCCGUAAGCCUUGCCCAGAAUAUGUUUAAUACUCCCUCUAAAUGGUAGCCCUUCAGAUGACUUAAUGACAAGUACUUUGCUGCCAUAUUUUCAGGUUAAACAGCAUAAUUUGGUCAAUUAUUCCUUAAAGACAGGGUUUCAGUUCCACACAUCAUCUCUCUCCAAGCAGGUGCUGGUGUUUCAGUGUUCCUUUUAAAGGGUCAUGUGAAAAUAAGCCGGCACCACGUUGUGCACUAGACACCUCCUUGUGCACUUGUUUGACAGCUCUAGAUUGCAUUGGAUUUGAGGGUGGCAGCACUGUAUCAGAGGUUUAUUGAGUUCCAGACACUUAAAUACCUAAUUUUUUUUUUUUUUUUAACCCACAUGUUGUGCUUCUGCACCCUCGUGUUUGGAAAAUUGGUUCCAGUUGGAUUUUUGCAGUGAGCUUCGGGAAAAGAUUGAUCUUAAGUAGAAGCAGGGUAGUUAUGCCCUUGCAGCAAAAAGUGAAAAUGGGACUGGCUUGUACUUUUUCUGGUGGAUUUGGGUUAUUUCCAGGCAGCAAGUGGUUGGAAAAUCCUUGAGAACUAGGUCUCAUUCCUCCCUGAUUCUCAUCAGAAUAAGGAAACAUUGGCACAGAACCUACCAUGAGUCCUCAGUCAACAUUUUUUUCAUAAAAUGAGGCAAGACCGUUCAAGGAGGGUAGAAAGGUAAUUGAAUACAAAAGCUGGAAGAGUAUACAGUUAUCAAGUUAAGUGUAUGCCUGCCCCGUCUUGUAAGCUCCAGAACGCAGCAGUGUCUUAAUCUUUGAUUCACCUCCGUGGUGCCCACCCCUGAGGAGGUGCUCAGUAAAGCUUUACUGAAUUGAAUGAAUAGGCCUACCACUUUGCCUUGGUUAGCUGCACCAAAUUGGAAUUUCCGAACAUGACUUAUCUCAUUCCAGCAGCUGGAGCGGGUCAUCCUACCCCUGUUGCUUCUUCCUUCAGCUCUUGGGAUCUCAGCCCCAGACUUGAGAACAGCUAGAGAACACAGCUUUUGUAAUUACCUCUGUUCUGGUGUUUAACAACUUACAUUGUAACUUUCUUCUCGGAUGAUGAGCUACCCCAAGGCAGGGGUCAGACCAGAUUGGGUCUCAUUAAAAUGUCUGAUGAAUGAAUUAUGUUCCUUGUGGAAUUACUGUUUAUAAAAUGUAAAUGUAGUCCCUAGACUACAAAUAAUUUUUUAUGGUUUUGAGGGAGACCUGUCCAACCCUCUCAGAGACCUGUUAGAUACCUGCCUAGCCCCCUGUUUUAGACCUGGCUCUUUUCCCUAAUUUUAUCUCCAAGCUGACCCAACUGUUUCCUAGAAAUUUUAUAACUGUCUUUGGGCCUGAUUUUAAUUCAUUAAAACUUGAGAGCUGUUGUGGCCAAGUUCCAGUAUGGGUCUACGGAGGGCAGAAGUGAGAGACAACUUCCUAGGUUUCCUAAAGUACUUCAGUCCCAGGGGCCAUUUGAUGAUGAGCUGUGAUCCUAGCCCUGUAUUCAGUGGGCAAUGCCAGUAUCCUUCCAGUAAGUUCUCCUUUCUGCUUCAGGUAGUUUUAAGUUGAUUUUCUGUUACUUGGAAUAAAAAAAACUAAUACACAGCCCCAAUAUGGAUUAAUCUCCCAUCUGUCUUCACGCUAUGAGCUAUGAAGAAAAACAAUUGCAAUGCUUCUGGGAGGGGCCAGCCACAAUAUCUUUUCUGAUCUCCAUCUUAGUUGAACCUUCAGUAUUAUGUCUUCCGUAUAUAUUGAUCCUUUUCCUUCACUAAGAAAACACAAGGUAUUCAGUAGGAACUCUUUCAACAUUCCACUCCCCACUCUGACUCCUAGCUUAGCAAUGUGAUCACUCCUGUUUACUUGCUUCCAUCCCACCUCAGGGAACUCCCUCAUGUGCAAUGCUCAUUAACAGCUGUGCCUGGAUUUCAACAACUGCCCCCUCAGAGACUUUGAUAAAAUCUAUUAUUUUUUUCUCUCUCCUCUUAGUUUUAUGGUUUCAGAGUUCCUCUCUUGUUUGGAUACACACACCCCAGCCUACGAACGUGCUAAAAUCUGUCUUUAAAAACAAUAAAGAACUUUUCUUCUUCACGCCUA